Molecule: messenger RNA, 1047 nt
Organism: Nerophis ophidion (straightnose pipefish)
Lineage: Eukaryota; Metazoa; Chordata; Actinopteri; Syngnathiformes; Syngnathidae
Exons: 2
Coding region: 122-631 (169 amino acids)
Source: RefSeq, a predicted model, not a curated record
AUGCUUUCAUUGGCAGUCAAGAAUUCUGCGCACGCAGUUCUUUUCCUGAGUCAAAUGUUUAGCGAAUGAAUUCCCCGAAAAGUGUGUUUUUUCCCCCCUCUGCAACUCUAGUUAUAAUUUCAUGGCGAAGAGACACGCCGAGGUCACUUUAAUUUCCGACCGCCCCGCGAAGAGAAGCUUUUUAUCUCAUUGCUGGGCCGACCUGCAGCUAGAGAGCAUGGCUGCCCACGGGGACGUCAGCCCGGCCUUGUCGCUCAAAGAACGGCCAUGUUGCCCCGAAAAGACGCGCGAAGAACCAUCACGUCUGUAUCUCAACACGACCGAACCACUUGACGCGGCUUCCCACGCGAAUGCGUCACACGCAUGUCCUGGAAGUUUCUCCAUCACGUCGUCAUGUUCAACGACCAGGAAACGACGUCGAGAAGAGUCAGGUGACGUCGUGGAUGACGUAACUAAAGUCACUGAUGAAGUAGAUUCAGCUGAUACUGAAGAUUGCGCUUAUAACACUUUUCAGUUCUGGAGGGUCCCUUUGCCUGAGCUGAACCUUUCACUGCUGGAUGAGUCCAGUGGACAGAGCCAAGCAAAACACAAGUCAAAUGUCAAAACCCCCUGGGAUGCAAUGGAGACUUGAAAAUGAAGCCAAUUAAAGCGACAAGGUUGUUGUUGGUGUGCUUGGAGAAAGACAGUCUGCUGGCAUCUUUUCACUCAAAUAUGAAAAAUGUAUAGCUCUUCCAGUUAAAAGUUGCACAUUUUAAAGGUUGACACUUACUCCAAUAUGUUAUCUAAGUGAAUUUGUUCUGCAUUGCUUUGUACAACCGUGACAUACACUGCAUACUCUUUAGUUUUCAAGGUUAAACUUCUAGUUGUAGUGUUAACAACUUCUGCUAGAAAUUAGGAUUUCAUCACGUAUUUGCUUUUUACAUGCUGCUGGAUAAUUGAGAGAUAAAUUAAUCUGUUUUCAAGUUGUUGUAAAUAUUUCAUACACAUUUCUUGUGAAUUCUUUUUAAAACCACCUUUUGAUUAACAAUAAAAUAUUUGUUGUUUUAA